This is a messenger RNA of Dermacentor silvarum, 1689 nucleotides long. RefSeq lists its product as uncharacterized. The transcript is spliced from 5 exons. The record is from RefSeq and is a predicted model, not a curated record. NCBI's taxonomy places the organism in Eukaryota, Metazoa, Arthropoda, Arachnida, Ixodida, Ixodidae. Bases 578 to 1210 code for a protein of 210 amino acids.
CUAGUCGGCGUCGAGCGUCACAUUCAUUAAGCCUGACCCUCAUGGAGCGAACUUUCCCGACGAUAUUCGUGCGUCAAAAAAUGUAGCGAGACGCGCCGUCGUGUUUUCGCCUCACCGCCCCUCAUGCGACGAUCCAGCGGCGACCGCCGCCUUGCCGCUAUCAAUGUGGUCAGCAGUGAAGCAGGAGAUUACUGUUUUUUAAAUGUAACCCCCAGUAAGGUUUAGCAUGUUGCGACACUUAAUAACGUCAUAACUUAGUGUUUUAAAAUUUUUCUUGAGUUAUUUCUUCUACAUUUUACGCUUGGCUAUUCACAACCUCCAGAAAGCGCAGAAAACAGCUUGGCUCUGCCAACAUUGUGUCCAUGCGGACAGAGAACAACUACGCCACCAUAGAACUACAACGUGCGGACUGCUCACACGCAUCGGCAGAUAAGCUCUGCGCCAUACGUGCUAGGUGUCCCUAAACAAGACGUACUGCAAUGGGAGCCGUCCGGCGGCGUCUUUUAUUGAAGCUGCUGAUUUUGAAGAAGAAAAAAAGGAAGAAAAGAAGAAAAGGUUCUGGGUGAAUCCAGUCUGGAUGCAUCGCAAGUCGGAAGGGGACUUUCACACUGCGAUGCAGGUCAUGAAGUCUGACCCAGCCAUGUUUUUUAAGUACUACCACAUGACUCCGCAGAAGUUCAGUGAUCUGCACAGUAUUGUGAAGAACAGCUUGAGAAAGUAUUUCUUGUGCAGAGAGCCAGUCUGCUCCGAAGAGAGGCUUGCCAUCACCUUGAGGUAUCUAUCGUCUGGAAUGUCGAUUAAGGACGUAGCCAUGCUGUUCCGGAUCGGCCAUGAAACGUGUCGAAGUAUCAUUCACCAGACAUGCAGAGCUAUCUGGAAACACCUGCAGCCGCUCUACAUGCCUGUGCCAGGGUGCAAGCAAUGGGAGGAAAUAGCGCAUGGGUUUGGCACACGUUGGAAUUUUCCGAACUGCCUUGGCGCCGUUGACGGCAAACACGUUGCAGUAAUGGCACCACCGAAUUCAGGAAGCAACUACUUCAACUACAAGGGGACGUUCUCUAUUGUGCUGAUGGCCGUUGUCGACCCACAGUACAAAUUUUCAAUGGUCAGCGUGGGCGCACCUGGUCUGCACAGCGACGGUGGCGUAUUCAAGUCUUGUGAAUUUGGAAGGCAGCUCGAAAAGGGGACCCUACCUCUGCCAAAUCUUUGAAGGCUACCGAACAGUAACAAAGUGGCGCCCCAUGUAUUCGUGGGGGACGAGGCGUUUCAGCUUCGCCAUGAUUUUCUGCGGCCUUUUCCUGGCAAGAACAUGUCCCCCAGCCACCGUGUUUUCAACUACAGGCUGAGCAGAGCAAGGUAUUAGGAACAUAACGGAUUACUUUAGGCACUUACUAAUUUUGGCUUUUUUUUUUGCAGGCGCAUUGUUGAAAAUGCGUUUGGUAUCCUGGCAGCCAGGUGGAGAAUCUUGCUGAACCGUAUCAACCUACUUCCAAAGAACGCAGAGUUUGUUGUCCUAGCUUGCUGUGUCCUGCACAACUUUUUAUGCACAGGCAAAGAAUACAUGCCACAUGGCUUCGUAGACAGCGAAGAUGAAUAUGGGAACAUCACUCCCGGGCAGUGGAGGGACAGUGCCCAAAGCAACGACCUCCUCGACUUGGAACCUACAGCUGCAAAAAACUAUUCCAAAAG